This is a messenger RNA of Spodoptera littoralis (African cotton leafworm), 1632 nucleotides long. Lineage: Eukaryota; Metazoa; Arthropoda; Insecta; Lepidoptera; Noctuidae. The record is from the annotation of a GenBank genome assembly.
AUGGAAGGUAUAAAAGAAGAGGCCAUACAUCAUACAGCAUUAAAACUUGCGGAAGAAAUAAAAAAUCUCUCAAUUUAUAAAUCAUUUUAUAGUGAUGUACAGAAAUUAGUAUCAUCGCCAAAUGUUAAAAAGGAAGAUUUCAAACAAACAUUACAACAAGCUAUGAAAGAAAAGGGAUUAGAUACUAAACUUAGGAAUACAGUUUUUCAUUGGGUUAGGACACAAAGCAAACAAAAUAAAUUAGAUCCACUGACAUCCCUUUUAAAAGCUAGUGCACAAUGGGAAAAGAGAAUACAUAAAUCGUUAAAUUCCAUGUGUACAGAUCUUGAGACCUCGUUAGCAAAAAUCAGAUCUCAAAGUGAACAAGAAGAGCUAUCUGACAAAUGGAACGAACUUAGUACUUACACUUUAGGUAACUACAAAACUGAUUUGUCGUUUGUUUCACGAAUACGACCACCUCAAGUCACUAAAAGUCGACGAUUUAUUUCAGACCUUUCGAAAUACAGACCUGUUUAUGCACCAAAAGACUUUUUGGAAGUACUUAUAACUUUAUCCGGCUAUGUUCCUUUCACUAGAGAAGACGAACCAAAGUGGGAGUUUGCACAUUUACCGAUUCAAGUGAAAACCUUAGAUCAGCUUCGAAAAGUUUUCCCAGAAUGGGCACACGGUGAACCUCUUUUGGGUGUUAAUCCAAAUAUGCCGAGUUCAGUACCAGGAUUCGCGACGCUCGAAGCAGAGCGCAUAAGUUUGGGAGAACGGGUAGCGGCUCUCGGUUAUGCGCCAGUUGUACAGGAAUACUUAAAGAAGGGAAGUCCGCAAUGUCUUCGAGCGAAGCUGUGGUCGCAAGUCUUAGGUUCCGAAGUAAAAAGCCAACAAACGGCAUACUUCGGUCAGCUGAAGAAGAAUGUUCUGGAAGUGGAUUUGAUGAUAGACAAAUUAAUAUUCAAAGAUGUACAAUUAACGGCUUCGAACGAUGAUCAGUAUUUUGUAUUUGAAGAUUUAUUGUAUCAGGUGAUGUUAUGUUUUUCUCGCGACGUCGAUGUAAUGCAACAAUUGAAAGGUAGUAUUGGCAAUCCGCCAACGGUAACAAUAAAAGGAAAACAGACUUCAGCGGAAAGUGUGACCGUGUUUCCUCCGAGCGGAAUCAUACCUUUCCAUGGUUUCACUAUGUAUGCAACUCCUUUCUGCUAUUUGUACGACGACCCUGUCCAGUUGUACUACACGUUUCGAGCAUUCUAUGUGCGAUACUGGCAUCGGUUGCACUACAUAUCGACGCAUUCACAGGGUAUUGUAUCAUUGUGUCUACUUUACGAGAGGCUCCUAGAGGCGAACGAACCUUUGCUAUGGAUACAUUUUAGAAAUAUCAACAUCAAUCCAAUAAGAGUGGUGUUCAAAUGGUUGAUGCGCGCAUUCAGUGGACAUCUACCACCGGAUCAACUACUACUGCUCUGGGAUGCCAUACUAGGAUACGAUUGUUUAGAAAUCCUACCAUUAUUAGCGUUGGCAAUACUUAGUUUUAGAAAGGAGAAUAUAUUUCAAGUGAAUACUUUGCAGAAUGUUGAUGCUGUGUUAGCUGAUUUAUCUACAAUUUCUGUCAUACCGUUGUUGCAAUUAGCAUUAAUGAAGCCCUGA